Drosophila suzukii is the source of this 3930-nucleotide messenger RNA. The record is from RefSeq and is a predicted model, not a curated record. NCBI's taxonomy places the organism in Eukaryota, Metazoa, Arthropoda, Insecta, Diptera, Drosophilidae.
CAGUUUUUCAGUCCAACGUGCGAGUUCGAAGCGACAAGCGGUCCACUUCGCCUUAUUGGGGGCCAGGAUUUUUGAAAGUGACUAGUGACUAGUGGCAGAAUAUGUGCGGUUAGCUACGACAAUUUGCAGUGUCUCGAACCACCCAACACACACCUAAAUAGCAAUCGAAUCGAACCAGAUCAAUCCAAUCUAAUACCCACUGCCAGCUCAAGGAGAAUCGAUUUUAUAGCUUGUGGAUACGCGGCGCGGAGUCGAGCUUUUUUAAAAAUGUUUCCACCGCGGUUGCUGCGAAUCGCAUUUGUGAUAUGCCUGCUGAUUGUCUUGCUCUCGCCCUCCACAGACAGUGCACAGACCAAGACACGUCGGCGCCUGAGACGUCCCACAACAUCGGUCAGCUCGUCGAGGAGCAACCUGGUCGAGUCCAAGAAGUCCACUGAGGCUCCGGAGGCGGAGAAGCGUAUUGACCAGAUCACCUCCGCCACCACCACCAGUGUGCGCCGAACCCGUCUCCGUUCCAAGGCGAAACUGGGAGCAGCUGCAGCUGGAGGAGCAGCGGCGGCUGUUGGAGCAACUGCCCUGGUGGCCAGUGGAUCCUCGUUGAAGGGCAAGAAGACCAAGGUGGACGAUGGCACUCCAAAGAUCGUGUGCUACUACACCAACUGGUCGCAGUAUCGCGUCAAGAUUGGCAAGUUCGUUCCCGAGGAUAUUCCAGCCGAUCUCUGCACCCACAUUAUCUUCGCCUUCGGCUGGCUGAAGAAGAACAAGCUGAGCUCUUAUGAGUCCAACGAUGAGACCAAGGAUAAUGUGCCUGGACUGUACGAACGCAUGAUGGGUCUGAAGAAGGCCAAUCCGAAACUGAAGAUUCUUCUUGCUCUUGGAGGUUGGUCCUUUGGUACUCAGAAGUUCAAGGACAUGUCAGCCACGCGAUACACCCGCCAGACCUUUGUCUACUCUGCCAUUCCCUUCCUGCGCAAACGCGGCUUCGAUGGUCUCGACAUGGAUUGGGAAUACCCCAAGGGUACCGAUGACAAGAAGAACUUCGUCCUGUUGCUGAAGGAACUGCGCGAGGCCUUCGAGGCUGAGGCCCAGGAACUGAAGAAGCCGCGUCUCCUGCUCUCCGCCGCUGUGCCCGUUGGUCCCGAUAAUAUCCGUGGUGGAUAUGAUGUCCCUGCCAUUGCCAGCUAUCUGGAUUUCAUCAACCUGAUGGCCUACGAUUUCCAUGGAAAGUGGGAGCGUGAGACGGGACACAAUGCCCCACUGUAUGCUCCGUCCACCGACUCCGAGUGGCGCAAACAGUUGUCCGUGGACAACGCCGCCAGUCUGUGGGUUAAGAUGGGUGCUCCCAAGGAGAAGCUGAUCAUUGGAAUGCCCACCUACGGCAGAUCCUUUACCCUGGCCAAUACGGAUAAGCAUGGUCCCAAUGCCCCCGCCUCGGGAGGCGGACGCGAAGGUGUCUACACCAAGGAGAGUGGUUUCCUGGCUUACUACGAGAUCUGCGAAAUGCUGCUGAAUGGCGCCGUCUAUGUGUGGGAUGAGGAGAUGAAGGUUCCCUAUCUGGUCGAUGGAGAUCAGUGGGUGGGUUUCGAUGAUGAGCGCGCCAUCAGGAACAAAAUGCACUGGAUCAAGUCGAAUGGCUUUGGAGGCGCCAUGGUCUGGACCAUUGACAUGGAUGACUUCAAGGGAGAGGUGUGCGGUGGAAAUGUUAAGUACCCCCUGAUUGGAGCCAUGCGAGAGGAGCUUUUGGGCAUCUCGCGAGGCAAGGAGGCCAAGGAUGUCAACUGGACUGCCAUUGCUGCUACUUUCGAGGAUAUUGAAGAGGUUUGUUUGCUCAUUUUUUAUAGGGAAAUCGAAGACUUAUCUUCUUUAUUUAAAUUCCAGAAACCCGAACCUAUUAAGAUCUCUGUGGAUGAGGUUCUCAACAAGGUGCGCAAGCCUCAGGCGCAAAAGAAGCAGCGCAUUAAGUCUGGAGCACAUGCUGUCGAUACAAACACUCGUCCCGCCCAGGUGUUCUGUUACCUGACCAGCUGGUCGGCCAAGCGACCUGGAGCAGGCAAAUUCCAGCCGGAGAACAUUGAUCCCAAGCUGUGCACCCACAUCGUUUAUGCCUUUGCCACCCUGCAGGAUUACAAGUUGACCGAGGCCACCGAUGAUGAUCCGGAGAACUAUGAGAGUGUGAUUGCCCUUCGUGAUGCUAAUCCCGAUUUGCAGAUCCUUCUGGCCAUCGGCGGAUGGGCCUUUGGUUCCACGCCCUUCAAAGAGCUCACCUCUAAUGUGUUCCGUAUGAAUCAGUUUGUCUACGAGGCCAUCGAUUUCCUGCGCGACUAUAAAUUCAAUGGUUUGGAUGUGGACUGGGAGUAUCCCCGUGGUGCCGAGGAUCGUGUGGCCUAUGUCAGUUUGCUGAAGGAACUUCGAGUGGCUUUCGAGGGUGAGGCCAAGUCCUCUGGACUGCCACGCCUUCUGCUCACCGCCGCCGUGCCCGCCUCCUUUGAGGCCAUCGCCGCUGGCUAUGAUGUGCCUGAGAUCUCCAAGUACCUGGACUUUAUCAACGUGAUGACCUACGACUUCCAUGGACAGUGGGAACGCACAGUGGGCCACAAUUCACCGCUGUUUGCCCUAGAAUCUGCCACUGGCUACCAAAAGAAACUGACCGUUGACUACAGUGCCAGGGAGUGGGUGAAGCAGGGUGCUCCCAAGGAGAAGCUACUCAUCGGCAUGCCCACCUAUGGACGCAGUUUCGAGCUGGUCAACGACACCCAAUUCGAUAUUGGAUCCCCCUCGUCCGGCGGUGGCAAGGCGGGCAAGUUCACCAACGAGGCUGGUUUCCUCAGCUACUACGAGGUCUGCUCCUUCCUGGCGGCAGACAACACCACCCUCGUCUGGGACUCGGAGCAGCAGGUGCCCUUCGCCUACCGUGGCAACCAGUGGGUGGGCUUCGACGAUGAGCGUUCUCUCAAGACCAAGACCGAAUGGCUGAAGGAGCAGGGAUUCGGAGGCAUCAUGGUGUGGUCCAUUGACAUGGAUGACUUCUCCGGACGCUGCGGCAGUGGCAAGUACCCGCUGCUGACCGCCCUGAGCGACGAGCUGAAGGACUACAAGGUGGAGCUGGAAUACGAUGGACCCUAUGAGUCCCACGGCCCACGAGGAGCCUACACCACCAAAGAUCCUCAUGACGUGACCUGCGCCGAGGAGGACGGACACAUCAGCUACCACAAGGAUUGGGCCGACUGCACCCACUACUACAUGUGCGAGGGCGAGAGGAAGCACCACAUGCCCUGUCCCGCCAACCUGGUCUUCAAUCCCCAGGAGAACGUCUGCGAUUGGCCCGAAAAUGUCGAGGGAUGCCACACACCCACGGAGGCGCCCGCCUAAGACCCCCAUCUCUAGGAUGGAUUUGUUAAUAUUAUGAAAUCGAUGCCCUAGAUUUAGUUGUAAUGCGAAACUGCCACGAAACUCUUUUGCUGCCGCCGUCCCCUUUCCCCCCCAAAACUAACUACGAAAAAUACUCGAAAACUUGCUAAAUUUCGGCUAAAUUUUUUGUACACUAAAUAUAGGUCUAGCUAGUGCUGUAAGUAGUUUUUAUGUCUUAGUUACCAAUUCGCACCCACAACAAAGAUGAGAACGAUGAACCCACAAACCAGAACUACUUUCUGCCAGGCCCAAAACUAACUUUCGCAUUUCCGUAUGACUCGUAACAAAAAGGUUUAUAUGGAAGAUGCCCGAAACUUCCGUAUAGCAAACUGUGAUAAUCAUAAGAGACCAACACCAACCAGAAAUCGGCCUAACAAGUCACUAUCGAAAUUUUGUCUAAAAUCAAGCGAAACAGUUUUCCCUACAACACACAAAGCUUCCUGCUGCUUUUGCCCUAGCUCCUCAUCUCAUAUACGCCCCCCUAUCUGAAUAAUAAUACAAACAGGCACAGAGAAAAUUGUA